UUCGCAGAGUUCAUGCAUCUCCCGUCGGGCUCUCCUCCGUCGGUAGCAGCCGCCUGUCCCACCCAGGGCCGCCCGGGGAUCGUGGUGGGACGUCGGGACUGGAAAGGCAGACGUCCGACCAGAUGGCGGGGGAAGAUUUUGAGGGAAAAGCGUGUCCGGGGUACGUGGGACCCGGACGCUGCCCCAGGAGCCUGAAAGCGUGUGGCAGUGCAGCUCUCCUAGAGCACGCCCUCGGGCCUCCGACGCAGCGGCACCUGCACCGGCACCGGCUGGCACCAUGAGGGAGUCGCUGUGGGUGCUGGUCGUCCUGGCGGCGGUGGUGCUCUCGGUCGUCGUAUUCAUCACAGAGAACCCCUUCGACCCUUCAAGCUUCCUGUCCACGGAGGAAAAGGAGCUGGUAGCCUGGCAGAGAGCCCGGAUGCAGCUCAACCCUGGCAGAACACACCACCUGGAAACCUUCAAGGAGAUGCAGAAAAAUUCAGAACCGCUCAAAAAUGUGCACUCCCGCAUCUUGAUUGGAGCCCCUCCUGGGGAAAGAAGGCUGCUGACCAUAGGGAUCUCCGCGGUGCCGCCUCCCCAGGGGAGCAGCCUUGUGGACACUCUGCAGUCCCUCUUCUCUGCCGCCUCCUCGUCUGAGCGGAGACACUUCACUGUUCUGCUACACGUGGCAGGUCCGGACCCCAGGUGGCUUGCUCAAGUGACCCGCAAGCUCUCGGCUGUGUUUAAACCACACAUCCGGGCCAGAGACCUCGUCGUGAUUGCUUCUCCGCCUGCAAGCCUCCUUCCCUUGAAGGACCUUAAGGAAGCCGCGCGUGACCCUCCCGCCCACGUCGCCUUCCGCUCCCUGCAGAGCGUGGGCCACGCCUUCCUCAUGAACUUCGCUGCCCAGCACUCUCCCUACUUCCUGAUGGUCGAGGAGGGCGUGAAGUGUGCCCCCGGGUUUGUCACCCAGAUAGCCACCACCCUGUCUGCCUGGGAACACCGGCCAUGGGUGACGCUGGAGUUCUCCCGGCGGGGGCUCGCCGGGAAGCUCUUUCACGCUGGAGACCUGCCCCGCAUCGCUCGCUUCCUCCUCCUCUUCCACCAAGACGUGCCUUUCGAUGGGCUCCUCUCCCAUUUUCAGGACCUCGUGCAACCCAGGCCGAUCCGCUUCCUGCCCGCCCUCUUCCAGCGCGUGGGCGGCCCCCGCUCCUCCCAGGAGGAAGAGGCCGGCUCCCCCAGCAACCCUGCCGCCUCCCUCCACACCAGCCUGGAGGGUGCCAACGGCUCCGUUCCCUCGAGUGCCUACAGCCUGGAUGAGAGUUUUUUUUACGCCAAGUUGGCAGAGGCUGGCAGCCACCUGACCGUGGUUUUGGACACGCCUGCCCAAGUGUCCCGAGUUCGCGUGCAGACUGGCUCUGACCUAGGAGACGAGAAUCAGCUGAAAGAGGGACAAGUGGAACUGGGCUACGACGCCACGAACUUGGUCAGCGACUGUGACGACUAUGUCCUGCUGGGGCUCCUGGUAGACGGCAGCCUGGACAGGCAGGUGCUGUCCCACGAGUCGGGCCGGAAGGUGAAGUGUGUGCGGCUGCUCGUGACAGCCCGCGCGCCCUCCGGGGUGGUGCUGCGGCACAUCGGCCUCUGGACCAAGUGAGAUUGG
Pteronotus mesoamericanus is the source of this 1642-nucleotide messenger RNA. RefSeq names its product alpha-1,6-mannosyl-glycoprotein 4-beta-N-acetylglucosaminyltransferase-like. Gene Ontology annotation, biological process: protein N-linked glycosylation. Gene Ontology annotation, molecular function: acetylglucosaminyltransferase activity. The record is from RefSeq and is a predicted model, not a curated record. Lineage: Eukaryota; Metazoa; Chordata; Mammalia; Chiroptera; Mormoopidae. The transcript has 4 exons. The coding region runs from base 278 to 1636 and encodes 452 amino acids.